AUGGAUUGUUCUGCCGUGAAUUCUGUUAAUGAUUUGAACUUUCUUUCUUUACGAGCCGAUUUAAAAUGGUUAGAACCUUGUUGUAAUAUUGAGGAACAUCUGGAAAAAGGUUUUUUGGUUGGUCAUUGCUUGAAAUUAAUUUUAAAUGAAGUUUGCCAGAGGUCCAAUGAUACUUUUAAUUUAAUUAAAUGUUCAAAAAUACUCUGCAGAUUCUCAGCAAUUUUGUGUGAAUUUUCUAUUUCAUUGCCUUCCCAUCAUUUUCAUCAGCUUGUGGAUUUUUGUUUUUACAUUUUGGAUUUUCCCUUUUGUGAUGCAAUUAAUUUUCAAGCUAUUUCAAUUCUUCAAAAUCUUUUGGAAAUUCAUAGGAAUUUUUGUUGUUGUAAAGAUGUUGUUAAUCCCACAAAACAAAUUUUAUGUUCAAAAAGAAUUUCUAUACCUUUUUGUGAUUUUUUAUUAAAUUUUGGUCACAGAGUUGUUGGAGAAUCUGAUAAUUCAAAAAAUUAUUCUUUUACCAAACAACGAGCUAUGUUAUUGAAUUGUUUACUUAAACUACAUCCUGACUUGAGACAACAAAUAUUUUCUGACGAUUUUUUAAUUAAAAUCUAUAAACAAAUGAGGAAUGAGCCUCCAACUGUUCAGCCCCGAUCUCGGCAGUCAAUGGAGAAUAAAUUGCUCCCUAAAUUAUUACGCUCUCCGGAGACGAGGAAUUGGUUUUUUGAUGAAUUUUCAAUGUUUAUUGAUUUUUCACGUUCUUCUGCUCACUCAAAACGUGCACUUUGUGUUUUACUUCGCUUGGCAAUUGUUCACUUAUAUGAAAUUCAAAAUGGUCAGACUAUUGACUGGAAAGAAUUAUCGGUAAGGCAUGUUGGCGAAGAACAAGCAGACAAGGAAAUGUUUGAUGCAUUAAUGGAUAAAGAUUUUGAGAAAUUUUUGGUUUCUGGUGCUAUGGAUUUAAAAACGCCGGCUAAACGUCAGGCAAUUUUUUGUCAAUUGGGAAAGCUUAUUUCGCGUAUUAGGGAACACUCCAAAUCUUUACUAAAAUUGCUACAAAAUAAUUCUGAAGCUAAUAUUCAACUUAAAAUUUACAAAGAGUUUUUGUUUUGGCUUUGUAAACUUGCUUUUGAAUUUAUAUCUGAUCCUGAUUGGCAUAAAAAAUUAGUGGAAAGUUUAACUUUGGAUUCGAAUAUAGAAAUAAAUGUUGGGGAUGAACUUUCCGAAUUUAGUUUAACAAAUGGAAUCAAAGAUGAAAACACUGAAGAGAAUGAGAUUGAUGAUGAUUAUGAAGGAGAAGAAGAAAAUGAUGAAGAAAAUAGCACUCCUUUUGCUACAAGAAUAUCAGCUUUAACUCUUAUUUCGCUUAUUUUCAAUCCCUCUAUUUCUUUUGAAUCAGAUCCAUUUUCAACAUUUUUGGAUUUAAAACAUUGGAUUGGAAAGGAGGAACAACAAAAAUUAUUUUAUUCAUUAGAUGAUCAAUUUGAAGCUUGUCAGAAAAUUGCCUUGAAUUUGUUAAAUCAUUUUGAGACUAUUGGUUGGCUUCAACAAAAUUUUUAUUCACAAAUUUCUGACGAAGAGUGGUUAUUUUUAAGUGUGAGACCUAACAUGCCUCGACACCAACAAGCAAUUAAAUAUAGGCUCCAAUUUAUUCUUCCUCGAAUGGAGCUUAAAUCCCAAAUUAAUUUUAUCGAGACUUUAUUAACUUUGUCUGAAAAUAGUUGUUCUAAUGUAACACAGACAAGUAAAGGGAAAGAAAAUUAUUUUUUGGAAGGAUUUUUGGAUCCACCUCAAUUACAUGCUUUGAUUAAUGCUUUACACGUCUCCCUUCCAUUUGUCAAGUUUGGAAUUUUGGAUAAUGAUUUAUUAUUGAUAAAAAGAAUUUAUUCAUUAUGCCUUGAUGUUGAUAAAAUCAUCUCUCCCGUUGUUUAUUCAUUAUCUCCUGAGGGAUUUAUGCCUAGCAUGGAUGAUGCUUCUCUAUGUGUAAAAGAUUACAAUAUUUAUGCUCAACAACUAUCAAGAACUUGUUUUCGUGCACACAAAUCAAUUAGCGGAAUUAUUUCAUAUAUUUUCAUUCAAUACUUAACUUCACCAAUUUUUUCUUCACGUUUCUCAAAAAAUGAUUUUAAUUUUUUUCUUUCCCAAAUUGCUUUUUAUUUUUGGCAAAAAUUGACAGAAUGUAGACACCGUGGGGCUUUUGAAGCUGCUUCUAAUGAAUUUACUACUGUUGUAUGUCCUCGCCUUUGGGCACUCUGUGAUGAGGAAUCUCAAAUUGAAGGCUACGAUAAAACAACACUUUUUCCUUAUAGUCCAAGGCAAUGGUUAAAACAAAUUUUGGAUGCAUUAACUGGGAAGGAUGACAGUCAAAAACUUUGUGUUACAAGGAGAAGUGCUGGAUUGCCUCAUUUAAUCGCCUCACUUUUAGAAAAUGCUCCAAUAAAUGAUUUGAAUGAUGAACAUGGUUUAUUUCAUCAAACAAUGAGGCAGCUUUUGGCUUGCAGUGAACGUCAAAAUUCUGAAUUAGAAAUCCAUUGCAUUAACGUUCUCCGCCUUCUUUUCAUGCAUUCAAAAUUUGCAGAGCUUGUUCUUCCUCAUAUUGAAUGCGCAUUCCGUCUUACAAUUAAUGGAUCAUCUUCAGAAAUUUGGCAGGUUAGAAAUGCACACACUCAACUUUUUGCUGCUCUUAUUAAACGUAUUUUUGGAACACCAUCAGUAGAAAGACGAACUUUACACAUUGAAACCCGAUGUAAACAAACAUCAAAUGAAUUUUUUAAAAGGUAG
This is a messenger RNA of Meloidogyne enterolobii, 2772 nucleotides long. NCBI's taxonomy places the organism in Eukaryota, Metazoa, Nematoda, Chromadorea, Rhabditida, Meloidogynidae. The record is from the annotation of a GenBank genome assembly.